AGCUCAUCCUUUCUAAUCCUCUACUUGACAUGAGAAAGGAGGGGCAUUAACUGGACUGGCCUCUCCAUUCCCGAGAGCAGACUCAGCACCAUUGGACUGCACUCGACCGGACCCUCUGCAAUGUCUCAGAAGGGGAACGGGAAGGCUGGCCCAGACAAAAAGGAGAAAGCAUCAGUGAAGAAAAAGGACAAGGAGACGGCAGCACAGGCAGACAAGAAGGAGAAAAGCAGCUCUGGUCCUAAAGAUCCCCUCCCACCUGACGUCACACCCCUCAAGCCAGCAUUGAGGAGGAACGGCAGCAGCUCUCCCGAAGGCACCGGAGGACAGCAGUGUUCACCGACUCCUGAGGGUAAUCCCGCCGAGUCAGGGGGUAGACGACUACGCAAAAGCUCAUCCACAGAGAGCCACCAGAGUCGAAGCUCAAGAGGCCGAACUGCCAAGCAGGACAGCGAUCUAUCUUUGACCACCAAGAUGUACUCACCGAUUCUCAAUAACCUCUUUGGACAGGAACGUGAACUGGUCCCGGAAGAGCUGGAUGAGCUGCACAUUGCAUUUAUGGAGUUUGACACGGACCAGGAUGGCUACAUCAGCUACAAGGACCUUGGAGGAUGCAUGCGCACUAUGGGCUACAUGCCCACGGAGAUGGAGCUGAUUGAGAUAUCGCAGCAAAUUAAAAUGAGGUUGGGAGGCCGAGUUGACUUUGAUGACUUUGUUGAGUUGAUGGGUCCUCGCAUGCUGGCAGAGACAGCUCACAUGGUGGGAGUGCGGGAGCUGAAGUAUGCUUUCCGAGAGUUUGAUGUUGACAAUGAUGGGCAGAUCAGCAUAGCAGAGCUGCGGGAAGCUGCGAAACACCUGCUAGGUGAGCAGCUGAGUGGGAAGGAGGUGGAUGAGAUCCUGCAGGACAUUGACCUGAAUGGAGAUGGAUAUGUGGACUUUGAUGAGUUUGUCAUGAUGUUGUCCACUCAGUAACAGUUUCUUCACAUUGGUGUCCCCUUUCUGGACUGUUGUUUGCCGAUGGGAACAAACUGCUUCACAAUUACCUGGAGAGACCAUCCCGCUCACUAAUGCCCCUCAGUCCACCAUAAAAAGCAGCAAGGUGACAGGUGGAUUUCGUCCCCAAACUCCACGCCGUUCAUAGCCUUCCACUAUCAUUCAGAAUGCUUUGUCUUUGUUAAAUAUGUGAACCAUGUCUCCAAAUCUUUAUACACUCCUGAUAACAGAGAAAUAUCAUGACUGACCAAC
This is a messenger RNA of Erpetoichthys calabaricus (reedfish), 1242 nucleotides long. RefSeq names its product calcium-binding protein 2-like. The transcript has 8 exons. Bases 121 to 969 code for a protein of 282 amino acids. The record is from RefSeq and is a predicted model, not a curated record. Lineage: Eukaryota; Metazoa; Chordata; Cladistia; Polypteriformes; Polypteridae. Gene Ontology annotation, molecular function: calcium ion binding.